This is a messenger RNA of Camelina sativa (false flax), 1296 nucleotides long. Its product is annotated as BRI1 kinase inhibitor 1. NCBI's taxonomy places the organism in Eukaryota, Viridiplantae, Streptophyta, Magnoliopsida, Brassicales, Brassicaceae. The record is from RefSeq and is a predicted model, not a curated record. Gene Ontology annotation, molecular function: kinase inhibitor activity. Gene Ontology annotation, cellular component: plasma membrane.
AGAACCCCACUUAAUGUAAGUCUCAAGACCGAACCUAAAUAAUAAUAUUAUUAUACCAUCAUAUCCUUUGAUCAACACAAAACUCCCUUUUCCCUUUUUUGAUUUUUCUUUUCUUUUUUUUUCCUCAAUCAUCAUGGAAACCCAUCUACAACAGGUGAAGAACAGUUCUCAAACUUUUUCUGAAAAGCAAAACCCUAAACAAGAAGCUUUACAAUCAUCACCUUCACCAAUAUCAUCCACUUGUUCUUCUCCUUCUCAUGACUUCUCUUUCACCAUCUCUCUCCAGCCUCUCUCUUCUUCCUCUAAACACAUCAGUCCUACUCUUAGAGGUUCAAACAAAACGACAUCGUCUUAUCAACAAACCGAUCCAUUCGCCGUCGACUUGUCCCCGGCCGAUGAGAUCUUCUUCCACGGCCAUCUUCUCCCUCUCCACCUCCUCUCUCACCUCCCCGUCUCUCCUCGAACUUCCACCGGCUCGUAUAAUGACGGAUUUACCCUCCCCGUUAAUGAACCUGACCAGCCUACCGCAAAGAACAACAACAAUAACACUGAAAACGCUAUCACAAACAUCAGUACGGAGGCAAAGAACAACAACAGUACGGGCGAUAAAGCGGAAGGUGAGAACCGGGUAAAAACCAAACCCGUCAAGUCAUUUUCUCUCUUUGGUUUAUCAAAAUGGAAAAAAGGGUUUGAAAGCAACGAGCGAGAACAAGAACAGCAGCAGCAGAAGAUCAAAAAACCUAUGAGCUUAGACCUAAGUCACGCUGUCAAGAAGUACAUAAGGAUGUUGUUUCAGAGGAGAGGAAACGGCACACAGUAUAGGAACAGAAGACAGACUUCAUCUUAUUCUUUCUCAUCCUCUCUCAUGGGUCCGAACGGAAACAACAAAACAAUGAUUAGUGGUUUGUACAACAAGAGAGAUCUGAUAAGAGGAAGGAGAGGUGAGUUGUUCUCGGCUCCGGCUUCAAUGAGAACAUCUCCGACUAAUAGUGGACAUCUCCGAGUGUCCACGGCGGGACUAUCGUCAAGCUCAGCGUCGACGUCAUCAUCGUCUAGUGAUAGCACCAUGGAAGAGUUACAAGCUGCGAUUCAAGCGGCCAUUGCUCAUUGCAAGAACUCAAGCGCCGUUGAUCGUGAUGAUAAGGCUAAGGAUUCUUGAUUUGGUUUUUUUUUUUUUUGUCCUUAAUAUGUUGUUCUUUCUUGUCAGAAAGGAAAAAAAAAGUGUUAGUGAUUUAAAAUUUACAGUAGAGGUAAUUGUUUUAUUACGUGUAUAGACAAGGAGUUACUGUUCCUAUA